AUGCUUGUCAACCUGCUGCUGGCUUCAGUGCCGGUUUUAGCCCAGUCUUCUUUACAAGCCGAGCUACUGCAAGCCGGAGAAAAGUCAGCCACAGAUGUGUUUUUCAUGGCUGCUACAAAUGUCGAGCCCUUGGAACAGGAGUGUACGCUCUCGUGCAACGAAAACUUUCAGCGUCUCGGGCAGGUCCGGAAGAAUUGCACCUGUACUGGAGAUCAGUGCGAGCUUACGCCUGACGUUCCAAGUGCAUGUGCAGAUAUCUCAGGCCUAGAAAUGAGUGAAAGCAUGAUUGACAAAAUCAACAUGGGCAGACGAGGAACACCUGGAUGCUUUCCAAUGGAGUUAGAGCACGGAACUUCGAACUGCAACGCCGAUCACCAAAAACGAUCUCUCUGCGAGCAUCAAUGUGACGAUGGAUUCACUCUGGUCGGCAGUAGCAGCCACAAGUGCACUUGCAAGCGGAAUGGCUGCAGCUGGCGGCCGUUUCCUUUUGAUACAGUCGGCGAUUCCGCGGCCCCUCUUUGCAAACCUGCCGAGUCUGUUAAUUUCUGCCCUGGGUUGACGCAAGAGCAGAUUCCUGAAGGUGUUACGGCGUCUUGUGCGGAGAAGGACAAGUACGGCAAGGGAACACGUUGCAAGAUCUCUUGCUCAGAUCCGGGCCAGGGUUUUGGAGGGAAGGUCUUCGAUAAGACGCGGUUUGGAAGCUGCGCGUGCCCAAAUCCGUCGCAAUGUGAUUGGACCAUGGAUCUUUCUCAAAGUUGCGAGGACAUCAACGAGUGCGACAAAGGAGAUGUGUGUGGAGAAAACGCACUUUGCGUCAAUAGAUCCCCCGGUUACGAGUGCGUGUGCAAGUGCGGCUUCACUAUGCUCGAUGGAACAUGCGUGCAUCAAUCGCGAGCGGAAGGUGAUGCCUGCCAACGUGGAUGGACGGGCGCGCGGUGCAACGAGCCCGAUACUUCAAAGCCAUUCCCAUGCUAUUACCGGCCAGCCUCGAUAUUCAGAUCGGCUUCAGGAUCGGCUAACUAA
Molecule: messenger RNA, 1023 nt
Organism: Oikopleura dioica
Lineage: Eukaryota; Metazoa; Chordata; Appendicularia; Copelata; Oikopleuridae
Source: the annotation of a GenBank genome assembly